CUUUUGUUGUAUUUCGCAUAUAAUGUCAGUGUUUUAAAUGAGAAGAUGAUUAUGCCAUAUUGGAUGCAUUGGUUUUGGAUAACGUUUUUUGUAAUCAGCUCAAUUCAAGUGUCAAAUUCAUACCCUUCCUAUAAUUCCACAUACAAUAAAUCAACAACGCUAGAUGAUUCCAUUAUACUAUCAACAUCAACAAUUAAAUAUAACGAUGAUGAAUUACUACAUUCAAAUGCAACAACAACAACAAAUCAACAACAGCAAAAGAAUCGAUCCACAUCAGUGAUCAUCAAUAAUAAUGAGACAACGGUUAAAGAGACAAGAACACCCAAAGCAAUUGAUACAACAAUACCAAAGCAAUUACAUCAGAUUACUAUGACGAAUCCUGGAAAUAGUUCAACGGUGAAAAGUAAUGUGACGAAAGUUUUAUUGCACGAGAGUAUGGUGGUAGCGGAUCAAAAUGCUACCGGUUCAAUUCAACAUGAAGAUAUACGAAUGUUGAAUCAUUUUAAUCAUUCGGAAUUGAUUGAAUCAUUGUUGCCAAAUUCAACGUUUGGUAUUGCAGAUGGUAAUAAAACGUUAAAUGAUACUGUCUAUCAUGACGAAAUCAUUGCUUCAAAUACAACAGAUCCGUUAACAUUAUCGUUAGCAAAUGAUCAAAAACGUAAAGAAUUAAUAAUCGAUGAUAUCGAUGUAACGCCAACCGAUGAAAUUAAUGUACAAGAGAAAGUGGGUGCAUCAACCGAUAUCAUUGAAUCACGUGAGAAUCCAAAUUCAAUAUUUACAGUGGCAACAAUUACGGGUGCAUCGUUUGGAGUUUUAAUAUUUGGUGUAUUGAUUGGAGCAAUUAGUUUCGUUUUAUAUCGACGUAGAUAUUUAAAUAAACCACAAAGUUUGAAUGAUAAAAGUAGUAAUUUAGAUUCGAGUGGAUAUAUUGAUGAUAGUACAAUGCGGGAAAAUUCUGAAGAAAUGUACAGUUUGGACAAUGAUUCGUUCCUAAACAGCUUAGAAGCGAUGACGAUCCAAAACUAUUGGACCGAUAAUGUUAAACAUACAAAACUAUAACUUAUAUAGGUAUAUAAAAUUCCUUGAAUUAUAUUAAUGUUAAUUUUCUACCCCUCCGAUGAAUUUCACCCUCCCCCCCUCUCCUUCUCUUUAUAUCAUACACAAACUAACUUUUCACUUCACAAUAGGUAAACUA
Molecule: messenger RNA, 1195 nt
Organism: Chrysoperla carnea
Lineage: Eukaryota; Metazoa; Arthropoda; Insecta; Neuroptera; Chrysopidae
Exons: 5
Coding region: 46-1059 (337 amino acids)
Source: RefSeq, a predicted model, not a curated record